AUGCACACACUCGACCUUGCCAACUUUCCUGUUACCGAUACCUUGAAGAUGCUGGCUUCUCUCCUAGCAAAAAUGACCCAAGCAAACGACCAAAUAAAAUCUCGCGCACUCUCCCACUCAGAUUCCUCUUCUACCGGUACUUCUUCACCUUCUUUCACGCGGUUUCAUGCACGCUCAGUACCUUCGAUCGACAUAUACUCUUAUCUGGCUAGGAUCUUGAAGUAUUGUCCGACAACAAAUGAGUGUUUUCUAUCCUUGUUGGUAUAUUUUGAUCGCAUGUCAAAGAAUGCCUUGGCUACAACAGGAAAGCCAUUUUCAAUAGACAGUUUUAAUAUCCAUCGGCUGAUAAUUUCGGGAAUUAUGGUGUCGUCAAAGUUCUUUUCGGACGUCUUUUUUACCAAUUCACGGUAUGCCAAGGUUGGAGGUCUGCCAGUAUCAGAACUGAAUCAUCUGGAAUUGGAGUUUCUCAUAUUAAAUGAAUUCCGAUUAUCCAUAAGUGUAGAAGAACUCCAAAGAUACGGAGAUCAACUACUAAGACAUUGGGUAAUGGAAGAAGAAAUGAGAUCAAACGGAAGCAUAUACGAUAGCGUGCGAUUUGGUCCCAAUAGUCCCAGCGGGAGAUGGGAGUCACACGAAAAUAACUCUAUAAGUAAAAGAUCACGACGUCUCCCGUCGAGUGACGACACCAACACAAGCAAAGGCGGUGGUCCUAAAGCAAUAAAAGAAGAGGACCAAGACAAUCACCCCCACCACUACUCGCGAACUCAUCGUAGAGAUAGCAGCCUUUCCUCAGCAAAAUCAUUGAACAUUUCAUCCUAUAACACACCAUUAACAUCAUCCCCCACAUCUUUUGCAUCACCCAACAGAAAAACAAUACCGUCGUCAGGUCGCGCUCACUCAACAUCUCCCAACUCUUCGACAGCUCAUCUAAAUGGCACAUCUCAAGCGAUAACUAACGGGUCUCCAAUGCGAGGUCCAUACCCGUCUACCGCAUUCAAUACACACCACAUGCACUACCCUAACGUACAUAAAGCUUACGCUUCUGCGCACCAUCAUAAUGCACAACAUCAACGCUCAGUUAGUUUAGAAUCUACAAUUAAGCGUGCAAGUAGCAGUGGCUCGUUACUUAAUCUCAAUCGAUCACGAAGCGGUGAUCUCGCGGACGACUUGCAACAGUAUCAUCAUCAAUCAUCUCCAAAGCAGAUAAACCCCGAAGAUGUUGCUUACCGAACUGCUGCACCGCCAUUUCCAAAUGCGCCUCUACCACAAGUAACAACGACUAGUGCAUUGAACGUCUCUAACCCCAAAUAUGCAAAUAGCACUGGAAAUCUCUCGAAUGGUGCCUCACAUAAUAUCUCUUCAAUGAUACGAAGAAUGUCGCAUGAUUCUCCUGUAAAUAGCUUUCAACAAAUACCCAACUCAUAUCACUACUCGAACUAUCCCCCACAACCGAACGCAAAUUCAACUCAACCAACCACAUCAAUGCAUCCAUUGAGUGGAUUUCAUAGUUCUGCCAUCCCAUCUCCAGUUUCGCCCUUGGCCCCUGGUGGGAACGAAGGACUAGGCGGGAGGAGAGGAAGUAUUUCUACGUGGAGUGGAAGUGGGAGUAGCGGGACUGUUGUAGCUAACGGGUUGGGUAAUGGAUUCUCUGGAUUACCUAAUGGAGGGAUAUCGCCGAACGCAUCUAAUGGUAUUCCAUCUCACCACAAUUCGAACAGUAGUCAGGCAAUUCCAAUUCCCGCUUCUACAGCUUCUUUGCCUUCCACAACAACGUCUCUUCUCAAUGGCCAUGCUAUAUCUCAUCUCCAUCCUUCUUCGUCCUCUCUUAAUGGCAUAACGAGCAUAAUUUCAUCUUCUCCAAACACACCCAAUACUCAUCCCGCUCGCCGUGGCAGCUGGGCUGUGGUUACAAACUCUACUCCAUUGAAUACAACUCAUCAUGGUCACUAUAGUACUCCGUUGACUUCUGUUAAUGGACACCAUACGCACCCGGGCGUGCAUCAUAGCCAUUCUAUGGGAAGUUUGAAUGUGAAUUAUCAAGCUUAUCCCUUAGACAGGACCAUUCAGCCGACGACGGUGACUGGGAAUGGAAUUAACAAUGUAAGUUCUAGAGAAGAUGGUGCGAAUUUGGUGAGGGAUGCGACUUUGAAGAUGAAGAAGGGAUCAGUAAGUGCGGUUGUUGGAAGUGGAAUCAAUAAGAAUGCCUCGCUGGUCGAGAUGGAAAGAAAUAAAGACGGGAAAAGUGAGAGAAAUGGUGUUAAUGGCGUAAAGGUCGGUGCGAAGGAAAUCAAAUGA
Messenger RNA from Paraglomus brasilianum, 2295 nucleotides. Lineage: Eukaryota; Fungi; Glomeromycota; Glomeromycetes; Paraglomerales; Paraglomeraceae. The record is from the annotation of a GenBank genome assembly.